CUGGGAGCACUGAGCCUGGCAGAGAAGUUACAGUAGUGCAGGGUCUGGCAGCACUGAGCCUGGCAGAGAAGUUACAGUAGUGCAGGGUCUGGGAGGACUGUGACUGGCACGAGAGCUGGCAGGGGCACACCAGAGCCCGUGCCUCCAUCCCCCGGGCUGCUGUGACUGGAGCUUGGAGCAGAGCACAAGUUGCCGGGCUCCGCCCCCUCUGCACCGUGUGACAACAACAACCCGUCCACACAGCAGGCUGCACUUUUCAGCCUCAUUUUCCUCUGUCAUUCGUACUCAAUCUUUGAUCAAUGUGCUGCCAGCCAGCGCCCGGGUCCUGCCAGCCUCCUCCUCUUCACCUUCAUCUCUCAACUUUCUGCUGAGACUUGGGCGAGACGAGAGCCUCAGCACUGCCCGGGACCAAGUGCCUGCUGCUGCCGGGUGUGCUUGUGGGGGCUCGGGGGUUAAUCCGGACUCUUGGUCAGGGUGUCACUUGUAUGUGAGUUCCCCGAGGAACUUUCCCCUGCUCAGCAGUGCAGCGCCUCUUCUCAGCAGUGUUCCUCUGGGAGGACUCCUAUGUGACCAUGGCCGUGCCGGCUGCUCUCAUCCCACCGACCCAGCUGGUGACCCCUCAGCCAGGCAUCUCCACGUCCUCCUCAGCUUCUCCCACUCCAUCUGUCGCUCCUUCUUCAUCCGGACCAAGUCUCUACAGACCGGAGCCCAUAGCAGCCACCACGGUGACCUCCAGCAUCAGCAGCUCUGCCGCUGCCACCACCAUCAACAUCGUCAACAGCAACCCAGGGACAGCAGCAGGAGGUGGUGGGAACAGCAGCAGCCCCAGCCUGGCCACCAACAGCAGCAGCCACCAUCACAGCGCUGCCACCCCCAGCACCUCCACCAGCACCACCUCAUCCACCUCCACCAGCAGCAGCAGUGCCCCCAGCGCCAACCUGCCCGGCAAGCCAGUCUACUCCACUCCUUCUCCAGUGGAGAACAUCCCUCAGAACAAUGAGUGCAGAAUGGUGGACCUCAGAGGGGCCAAGGUGGCCUCCUUCACAGUGGAGGGCAGUGAGCUCAUCUGCUUGCCCCAGGCUUUUGACCUCUUCUUGAAGCAUCUGGUGGGGGGGCUUCAUACCGUCUACACCAAACUCAAGAGGCUGGAGAUCACCCCAGUUGUGUGUAAUGUGGAGCAGGUCCGGAUCUUGAGAGGAUUGGGGGCCAUUCAACCAGGGGUCAACCGCUGCAAACUCAUUUCCAGAAAGGAUUUUGAGACUUUAUACAACGACUGCACAAACGCAAGCUCCAGACCAGGAAGACCUCCCAAACGAACGCAGAGUGUUACCUCACCAGAGAAUCCCCAUAUUAUGCCCCACAGUGUGCCUGGCCUAAUGUCUCCUGGGAUGAUCCCACCCACAGGUCUGACAGCAGCGGCCGCAGCAGCUGCGGCUGCUACCAAUGCGGCAAUAGCUGAAGCAAUGAAGGUUAAGAAAAUCAAGUUGGAAGCUAUGAGCAACUACCACAGCAGCAAUACACAGCACGGUGCAGACUCUGACAAUGGCGAUCUCAGUUCAAGUGUUGAUGCAGUUCUGCCUUUGUCCUCAAGAUGGGGACAGAGAGGGCUAAAAUGGAGCAGUGAUGGUUCUUGGGAGAAAGAAAAACUUCAGUCUCUCCCUACCCAAGGAUCACAAGCCUCUGUUAACCAUGCCACCUUGCCUGGACAGCAUAACCUUCCAGUUACUUAUCCUCUCAACUCUCUACAACAGAAUCACCUUCUGCCAAAUGGUACGACAUGCUGCCAUUCAUCCCUCAUACGACAACAAUUAAUAUCAGGUCUGGAACUUCCUUUUAUGAUGAUGCCCCAUCCACUAAUUCCUGUAAGCCUACCUCCAGCCUCUGUUACCAUGGCAAUGAGCCAGAUGAACCACCUCAAUACCAUUGCAAGUAUGGCUGCAGCUGCACAAGUACAAAGUCCACCAUCCAGGGUUGAAACGUCUGUAAUAAAGGAACGAGUUCCAGAUAGUCCAUCUCCUGCACCUUCUCUAGAAGAUGGCCGAAGACCAGGCAGCCACCCUUCAUCUCACAGAAGCAGUAGUGUUUCUAGUUCUCCAGCGCGAACUGAAAGUUCAUCGGAUAGAAUUCGUAUGUCAUAUACUUCUAUACAUUUCCAAACUAUCCAUCAAAAUGGCCUCUCUAUGAACCAGAUGUUGAUGGGGUUGUCUCCAAACAUUAUUCCAGGUCCAAAAGAAGGGGAUCUUGCUGGUCAUGAAGCAGGACAUGAGGCAAAAAGGAUACAUCUGGAGAAAGAUGAGACCCCGCUCUCAACACCAACUGCGAGAGACAGCUUUGACAAACUCUCUCUGUCUGGACACGGGCAACCGCUACCUCCUGGUUUUCCUUCUCCCUUUCUUUUUCCUGAUGGGCUGUCUUCCAUAGAGACACUUCUCACUAAUAUCCAGGGUUUGUUAAAGGUGGCAAUAGAUAAUGCAAGAGCGCAAGAGAAACAGGUACAAAUGGAAAAGACAGAGUUAAAGAUGGAGCUAUUCAGGGAACGAGAAUUGAGGGAAACUCUAGAAAAACAAUUAGCAGUAGAACAAAAGAACAGAGCAAUAAUUCAAAAAAGACUGAAGAAAGAGAAGAAGGCAAAAAGGAAAUUGCAAGAAGCUUUGGAAUUUGAGACAAAACGAAGAGAGCAAGCUGAGCAGGCACUCAAACAAGCAGAAGGACUCAGGGUCCUUAAUGAGGCUUUGACCCCGGAGAUGGAAUCUGACCGCAAUGGGGCCAGAACAGAUGCUGAAAGGACAAUACAAGAUGGAAGACUGUAUUUAAAGACUAGUGUCAUGUACUGAAGACACAUAUGCAACAGCUGAAGACUCUGUAGGAACAUUCUGCAAAAUGAUUGCAAAGUCUGAAGGAUGUAAAUGCUUUGCAAGUAAAAACAUUUCAUUUCUGUACAAAUGUUCCUCGAAUAUACAGCAUUGUCAGACUGGUGACCUGUGACUACUGGAGAGUCUGAAAGGUUUCAUAACCGGUAGCACUCUACUUGUUGGACUUCUUGUGAGAUUUCUACUGCAAUUCUGUAAAGACUAACUACCAACCACCAAGACCCACCGUUCUUCUAUCGUGUUUUUAAAGGAACUUGUAUAUUUCUUUAACUGAGCACACUAGAACUUUCCAGCUGAGUCCACUGAGUAUCUGAAAUGUUUUUCACAUCUAAACCAGCAGUGAUGGUUUCAUAGGAAGAUUCUUAAAAGGGCAUGCACUAAAAUGGAAAAUCAAGAAAAAAAAAAUAGGACUGAUACAAAAAUUUAUACAUAGUAUGUUUUCUUCGUAACACCUUUAUCGUACCAUGGAAAACACCUGCUCUUGCAAACUGAACUACUGUAUUUAACAAAAUGAACUCUUUUUGCUGAAUGUAAACUAAUGACUUUGUGUUCUUGAGCCUCUUGUCCAGAAUCAACCAAACAAUGAGUAUAACUUUUUUCUUCACCACCGUGAGGAUCAGGAUAAUUUGUCUAUUUGUGUUACAGGCCACGUGUACAUAAACACAGUCACACAGAAGGUAUUAUGUAUGCAGUAGACUACUAGUGAUUAGGAAGAUAAUUUUAGACAAUAUGUUUUGUCACUCUGUUGGUUCUUAAGAAGCCUUUAUAGUUUUAACGCAUGCAGGCAUGUACAUAUUUGUCCUGAAGUCACAGUAUUAAUUCAAAAAUUUUAGAAUCUGGUGGAGAGAAGAAUAAAUGUCAGCCAGAUUUAUUUGUAUAUUAAGUCAUUAAAGCCCUGAAACAUAACUCAUAGGGUUGGUAUCUGGCCGAUGAGUAAGUCGAGACACCGGACAUAUUUUUAUAGAAUUCUUUUAAUUUUAAAGUUCUUAAAAAAACCUUGAUCACUUGAUAUAAUUCCACUGAUACUGAGUAUUGACUUGACAGGCCACUGUCAACCCACUACUGUAUGGUAUGAUCACUGCCCAUCUUCUUAUUAUAGCUGUACAUUGUAGUGUUAAAGGGAGAUAUAUUUUGUCUUUUUUUGAUGUGUUAACUGAAACUGCAUAUUUUCAUCAUAAGUAACUGGAAAAAGUAUCAAUACAUAAUAUUAGGAAGCCAAACUACAUAGAUUUCACAUAAUUUUCUAAUUUCUGUGUACCCCUUUAAAGACUGAACUCAUAAAUUAGUCCAAUAAAAGUGUACAAAUUUUGGUUUCUACACAUAUCUAGUUUUAUGCACAUAAAAUGUAAUUUAUUUUGUUAUAACACAUUAAAAGUUGUUUUUAAUGUUAUUUCUGUAACAUUUCAUUUCAACCUGGUAAUAAGUAUUGUUUGUGGUUAAAACAACUGGAGCUUGUAAAGUCUUCCAUAUUGUACUCCCAACAUAACUUUUCUGUGAAAGAACCUGAACUAUACAUUUCAAUUCACGCUGUAAUUUUUAAAUAAAAUAUUGUAUAUACAAUUUCACAUCCUUUUUAUGA
This is a messenger RNA of Bufo bufo (common toad), 4449 nucleotides long. RefSeq names its product dachshund family transcription factor 1 (gene DACH1). The record is from RefSeq and is a predicted model, not a curated record. Bases 573 to 2834 code for a protein of 753 amino acids. Lineage: Eukaryota; Metazoa; Chordata; Amphibia; Anura; Bufonidae. The transcript has 13 exons.